AUGUCCGACGACGACGACACCUUCCACUCCGGCGACCCCCACCUCCGCCUCGCCGUCCUCCGCCACCUCCCCACCCUCGCCGCCGCCUACCUCUCCCGCGCCGCCCUCCACAAACCCCUCGCCGGCUUUGAAUCCGUCCUCCUCGCCAUCUACGCCCACGAGACCUCCGCCCGCUCCGGCCACGCCCUCACCGCCACCAUCCCCGACCUCUCCCACCCCAGCCUCUACCACGAACCCUCUCCUCCCACCGCCAACCGAGCCUCCACCGACCUCCACCUGGCCAUCGUCUCCCCAAGCCUCGAGCCACACGGCACCGUCCGCUCCACUCGCCGUGCCCGCAUAGUGGGGGUGGCGCUCGAGCUCUACUACGCCAACAUAUCCGAAAUCCCGGUCCAGUCGAAAAUCGAGUUUUGCGGGAUCUGCGAGGCUUGGGCCGGGCUUCAGGAUGAUGACGACAAUGAUGGUGAUGAUGAUGAUGUCAGCAGGAAUAAGGGGAGGAUAAACCUGCCGUGGGAGCUGAUGCAGCCGAUCCUGAGAAUAUUGGGACAUUGUGUGAUGGGGCCGGAAAAGAGUGAUGAGCUGUUUCGGGCCGGGCUGGCUGCAUGCAGGUGCGUGCAUGGGAGAGCGAUGAGGGAUAUUAAUCCUAAGGCGGUACUGGCGAGCAUGAGCCUCGUCAAGCUGGCUCAGGCCUCUGUCGAGGACGUUGUGGAUUAUACGGAGAUUGGGACGAGUAAUGUCAUCUCUUUUUGA
Striga asiatica is the source of this 750-nucleotide messenger RNA. The record is from the annotation of a GenBank genome assembly. Lineage: Eukaryota; Viridiplantae; Streptophyta; Magnoliopsida; Lamiales; Orobanchaceae.